Messenger RNA from Clarias gariepinus (North African catfish), 3212 nucleotides. RefSeq names its product acyl-CoA synthetase long chain family member 4b (gene acsl4b). The transcript is spliced from 15 exons. Lineage: Eukaryota; Metazoa; Chordata; Actinopteri; Siluriformes; Clariidae. The record is from RefSeq and is a predicted model, not a curated record. Gene Ontology annotation, cellular component: plasma membrane; lipid droplet; endoplasmic reticulum. Gene Ontology annotation, biological process: long-chain fatty-acyl-CoA metabolic process; neuron differentiation; long-chain fatty acid metabolic process. The coding region runs from base 77 to 2089 and encodes 670 amino acids. Gene Ontology annotation, molecular function: long-chain fatty acid-CoA ligase activity.
AGUAGGAGGAGAAGGAGUGAUAGAGAAAGAGAAAAACUCUGGUCUACUGUCAGAGGACAUAAGGAUCGCGUGCGGCAUGAUGGCAGAGUGUGUGAGAGCAUGCAGUGUGUCAGGGGUUCCUGAGGGGCCGUACCGGGCGGUGCAGUGCGCAGACGGUCUGGUGCAGGAGGAGUUCGAGGGCGUGAACACACUGGACAAACUGUUCCGUUACGCAGUGAGCAGAUACGCAGACGGCCCCUGUGUGGGGAGCAGGGAAGUCCUCUCAGUGCACAAUGAGACGCAGCCCGGCGGAAAGGUCUUCCAGAAGCUGGUCCUGGGAGAGUAUAAGUGGAAGUCAUAUGUGGAAGUGGAACAGGAAGUGAAUCGCCUGGGCAGUGGCCUGGCUGCUUUGGGUCAAAGGUCACGCAGCUCCAUCGCCAUCUUCUGUGAGACAAGAGAGGAGUGGAUGAUCACAGCACAGGCCUGCUUCAGGUUCAACUACCCCUUGGUGACACUCUAUGCUACACUAGGUGAAGAUGCUGUUGCAUUUGGGCUGAACCAGUGUGAAGCCACACACCUCAUCACUAGUAAGGAACUGCUGGAAACAAAGCUGAAGGCGGUGUUGCCGGAUGUUGCAGGGCUGAAGCAUGUGAUCUACGUGGGCAGUGGGGGUGUGUCAGUGGGAGAUUACCCACAAUCCCUCAUCAUCCACAGCUUACAGGAAGUGAUGGAUCUCGGAGCCAAACCUGAAAACUUGAGUGUGCAGUGUGAUCCUCCCUCUCCGUCUGAUCUUGCAGUAGUGAUGUACACUAGCGGCUCUACAGGUCGUCCUAAAGGAGUGAUGAUGCAUCACAGUAACCUCAUCGCUGGAAUGGCCGGCCAGUGCCAGAGGAUUCCGGGUCUCGGACCUGAGGACACGUACGUUGGUUAUCUUCCACUGGCUCAUGUUCUGGAGCUGACAGCUGAAAUGUCUUGUCUGAGUCAUGGCUGCCGGGUUGGAUACUCGUCACCACACACACUUUCAGACCAGUCCAGUAAAAUACAACGAGGCUGUAAGGGAGACUGCACUGUGCUCAAACCCACUCUGAUUGCUGCUGUUCCAGAGAUUAUGGACCGUAUCUAUAAGAAUGUGAUGAGUAAGGUAACAGAGAUGAGCACACUACAGCGGGUGUUAUUUAACAUGGCCUACAGAUACAAAGUGCAGCAGCUGGAGCACGGAGCGGAUACACCUAUAUGUAACACGAUGGUGUUUAGGCGUGUAUCCAUGAUGCUGGGUGGGUGUGUGAGGUUGAUGCUUAGUGGUGGAGCUCCUCUCUCUCCUGACACACACCGCUUUAUAAAAGUGUGUUUCUGUCCUGUCGCCAUCGGUUACGGCCUCACAGAGACAUCUGGAGCAGCAACCAUUUCUGAGUUUACUGAUUAUACCACAGGACGGGUCGGAGCGCCACUCAUCUGCUCAGAGGUUAAACUACGAGACUGGCCUGAGGGAGGUUACACCAGUCAGGAUAAGCCCCACCCCCGGGGCGAGAUUCUGAUAGGUGGGCCGAAUGUUGCUAUGGGUUACUACGGUAAUAAUGGUGAGAGUGAGAAUGGGGAAUUCUGGGUAGACAAGGCGGGUCAGCGCUGGUUCUGUACCGGUGAUGUGGGGGAGGUCCAUCCUGACGGCUGCCUGCAGAUAGUCGACCGCAAGAAGGACCUGGUGAAGCUACAGGCGGGUGAAUAUGUGUCUCUGGCCAAAGUAGAGGCAGCGCUGAAGAACUGUCCACUGAUCGACAACAUCUGUGUCUACGCUAACAGCAAUCAGAACUAUGUCAUCAGCUUUGUGGUGCCCAAUCAGAAGCAGCUGACUGAGCGGGCCAAUAAGAAUGGGAUUAAAGGUGAGUGGGAGGAGCUCUGUAAUCAUCCCACACUGGAACAGGAAGUACUAAGAACUAUCAAAGAGGUUGCAACAACAAAUAAGCUGCAGAGGUUCGAGGUUCCCAUGAAGGUGCGUCUCAGUUCUCAGGUCUGGACUCCGGAGACAGGACUGGUUACUGAUGCCUUCAAGCUGAAGAGAAAAGAAUUACAGACACACUACAAAAAUGAUAUCGAUAGGAUGUAUGGAGCUUAAUAACACACACACACACACACACACACACACACACAAUCGGUAUCUAAGUGCCGCCCCCUGGUGGAUCCAUAAACAUAACCCUUCAUGUUCUAGAUGGUGGCCAAAGUGAACCACUUAUUGUUUAUAAGAACAAACAGGAAGAAUUAGGUUUUUUUUAUUAUAUAAACAUUUCAUAUAAAGUUAUAAUUAAUAAAAUUCUCGUAGUUUUCAUUUCAAAUAAAGUCUCAAAUUUCUUCUGCAGGAGUGAGGUCCUCAGUAUUGUGCACAGUGUCCGUGACAUUAAUGUAAAGACGAUGGGUUACUAUUCCUCUGAUUGACAUUUCUGACAUUUAAUAGAUAAUUUUAUUUUGUGAUUAUAUUUAUAUAGAUUGUGAUGUGUGUGUGUGUGUGUGUGUGUUGAGUUGGGGUAUGUGUGUGAGUGAGAAUCUAGCUGUUCUGGACCAACUGGAAAGAUCAGGUGUAAAACAGUGGUUCAUAGCAGAGGUUUAACUGCUUUAAUAAAUGUAACCCAAAGGCCCUACUGUAGAAAAGCUGUAAAACGGUAAAAUAAGUUCUAAUGUUCCUUUUGGUGUUCCCGGGUGAUGCUGUAACCUCUCGCAGUCGGAGGUCUAGAGAGAGCUGAUUGGCCGAGCCCUUUCAGAGGGGAGGGAUGAGAGGUACUUAGUGCUGUAAGUACAUUAAUCACGGCUCUACAGCCAAUCAGAGGCGUCUGUGAGCUCGCGCACGCGGAAGGAGCGGAUAGCGCUGUCCUUCAAGUGUGUUACUCCGCCCCUAACGGUGCGUGAGCGAGCAGUUCAAAAAGAUGCGGUCGGCUGGCGUCACGCGGUUCGGAGGAAACGUGAUAGUCUUCGGCCUCCCGACUGAGUGGUAGAAGUAGCCUUAAUGUGGAGCCCCCUAGUGACGGGGAGGAAUUGGCUACGACUAAAUUAGGGAGAAAAUCUGAAAAAAAAAAAUGUUCCUUUUGGCAAUUUUAUAAACGAAAUGUAUUUUUAAUUGAUCAUAUAUUUAUUUUAAUAAAGUUUUUUUUUUCAUUUGUCUGAACCAGGUCUUGUUGCCUUUUAAAAUGUGUGCACUUUUGCUAAGCAGUGACUUUUAUAAACAAUAAAAAACACUUUGCUUAAGA